GGAGAGGGAGGGAGAAGCAAAGCACUAGCAGGAAAACCAGAGGAGCACUUUACUGUGGCACCGAGCAAAGCAAUUAGUUCUCUUUACUGUCAUCCUCUCUCUCUCUCUCUCUCUCUGUCAUGGAUUGGUUUUGCUUUGCAGGCAGCAGAAGGGAAUAAUUACCACCAUAUCUGAGAUCUUCUGUUCUUUGACUCUGCGACCCUUCCCUUCCCUUCCCCGACCCUCCCCUUCAAAUCUUUAUCUCUCUCUCCCCCCAUUAAUGGCAGUUGCUGCUGCUGAUCUCCGUUUUAAGCCCCUGUGUGCUGCAGCUGCUGCUACUGCUACUGCGUCCUCUGUUAUCGUUAUAAUUAUGUGAACCCCCUUAAAGAUGUUUGCUUUAGCGGGGCUCUCUGUUUUUGGAGAAGAUUUGGUUAAAGACCCCUCUGCUGCCAUGGCCUAGAUAGAUUUGAUAGAUAUGGAUCUGGGUUUUGAACACAAGUCCCAUCACUCGCCGCGAUAUGGUUUUGGGUUGGAUUGAACGCUUCUGGGUCUGUGAAAAGUAACGAUUUUUGGGUCGGAUAGUUUUCGGGGAGAGAAGAGAAGCUCUGAUCUCGAAAGGGUUUGUGGUUUUGUACUGUAGUUCUUGUGUUUGGUGCCGCCUUGCCUCUUUGUUGCCCUUCAAGUGUUUGUUGAGAUGCCUCAACCAGGCCCCGGUACCGUCGGAUAGGUGAGAGCUCGAAUCUUCGGAUUGGGUGAAGGGGAGGCGAGUCCUGGAGAUGGCAAUGUCAUGCAAGGAGGGUAAAUUAGGUCACAGCAACAGUAGUAACAGUAUGGAUAACGGCAAGUACGUGAGGUACACGCCGGAGCAGGUGGAGGCGCUGGAGAGGCUGUACCACGAGUGCCCGAAACCGAGCUCCCUCCGCCGACAGCAGCUCAUUCGGGAGUGCCCCAUCCUCUCCAACAUCGAGCCCAAGCAAAUCAAGGUCUGGUUCCAGAACAGAAGAUGCAGGGAGAAGCAGAGGAAGGAGGCUUCACGCCUGCAGGCUGUGAACAGGAAACUGACCGCAAUGAAUAAGUUGCUGAUGGAGGAGAAUGACAGGUUGCAGAAGCAGGUCUCUCAGUUGGUGUACGAGAAUGGCUACUUUCGCCAACACACCCAAAAUAGCACGCUUGCAACCAAAGACACGAGCUGUGAGUCAGUGGUGACAAGUGGUCAACACCAGUUGACAUCUCAGCAUCCGCCAAGGGAUGCCAGUCCUGCAGGGCUUUUGUCCAUUGCAGAAGAGACUUUAGCAGAGUUUCUUUCAAAGGCCACUGGAACUGCUGUUGAGUGGGUCCAAAUGCCUGGAAUGAAGCCUGGUCCGGAUUCCAUUGGAAUCGUUGCUAUUUCUCAUGGUUGCCCUGGAGUGGCAGCACGAGCCUGCGGCCUUGUGGGUCUUGAACCUACAAGAGUUGCUGAAAUCCUCAAGGAUUGGCCAUCGUGGUUCCGCGAUUGCCGAGCUGUGGAUGUUCUGAACGUGCUGCCAACUGCCAAUGGUGGAACCAUUGAGCUGCUUUAUAUGCAGCUCUAUGCGCCGACAACUUUGGCGCCUGCUCGCGAUUUCUGGUUGCUGCGAUACACUUCUGUACUGGAAGAUGGCAGUCUUGUGGUUUGUCAGAGAUCGCUCAAGAACACCCAGAAUGGGCCGAGCAUGCCCCCCGUGCAGCAUUUUGUCCGAGCUGAAAUGCUUCCAAGUGGGUACUUGAUUCGUCCUUGUGAAGGGGGUGGCUCAAUUAUUCGCAUUGUUGAUCACAUGGAUCUCGAGCCAUGGAGUGUGCCUGAAGUGUUACGUCCAUUAUAUGAAUCUUCAACGAUGCUUGCCCAGAAGACAACAAUGGCAGCUCUGCGUCAGCUGAGGCAGAUAGCUCAGGAGGUUUCACAGUCUAAUGUAUCAUCAGGCUGGGGUAGACGUCCUGCAGCUUUACGAGCUCUGAGCCAGCGGCUAAGCAGGGGAUUUAAUGAGGCACUGAAUGGGUUUAAUGAUGAGGGAUGGUCGGUUAUGGGAAAUGAUGGGAUAGAUGAUGUCACUAUCCUUGUCAAUUCAUCACCUGAGAAGCUUAUGGGAUUGAAUCUCACGUUCACUAAUGGAUUUUCUGCUGUUAGUAGUGCAGUUCUAUGCGCUAGAGCUUCCAUGCUGCUUCAGGUUAGUGCUAGAAUUCUGUGGUACCCUUUUUUCAGAAAUCUUAAAUUACAACUCAGUGAAAGAGAUUUGUUAAAAUUACUGAUGUUGGGAAUCUCUGUUACUCAGAAUGUGCCUCCUGCUGUGCUCCUCCGAUUCCUUCGUGAACACAGAUCUGAAUGGGCAGAUAACAGUAUCGAUGCUUACUCGGCUGCUGCUGUCAAAGCUGGGCCCUGUAGCUUACCGGGGUCACGAGUUGGGAGUUUUGGCGGUCAAGUUAUACUUCCGUUGGCUAAUACUAUUGAGCAUGAAGAGUUUCUGGAGGUAAUUAAACUUGAGGGCAUUGGUCAUUGUCCUGAAGACUCAAUGAUGCCUCGCGAUAUAUUCUUCCUGCAACUGUGCAGUGGAGUGGAUGAGAAUGCUGUGGGAACAUGUGCAGAGCUAAUUUUUGCUCCAAUUGAUGCUUCAUUUGCUGAUGAUGCGCCUCUUCUUCCAUCCGGGUUCCGUAUCAUUCCUCUCGAUUCCGGGAAGGAAGCUUCCAGUCCAAACCGAACCCUUGACCUUGCCUCAUCUCUUGAGAUCGGGUCUGCUGGGAACAGAACAUCAAAUGAUCUCUCUGCUGCUUCAGGAUGUACGAGGUCUGUCAUGACUAUAGCCUUCGAGUUUGCAUUUGAGAGCCACAUGCAGGAACAUGUGGCGUCGAUGGCGCGCCAAUAUGUCAGAAGUAUCAUAUCAUCGGUUCAGAGGGUGGCCCUAGCCCUCUCUCCUUCCAAUUUGAGUUCACAUGCAGGCCUGAGGACUCCACUUGGUACUCCUGAGGCUCAAACUCUUGCUCGUUGGAUUUGCCACAGUUACAGGUGUUAUCUGGGUGUUGAGCUUCUUAAGCUGAACAAUGAAGGGGGCGAAUCGACUCUUAAAUCCCUGUGGCAUCAUUCUGAUGCUAUUAUGUGCUGCUCUUUGAAGGCAUUGCCAGUAUUUACAUUUGCAAACCAAGCAGGGCUGGACAUGCUUGAGACCACCUUGGUUGCUCUCCAAGACAUCACUCUUGAGAAGAUCUUUGAUGAUCACGGGCGCAAGACCCUCUGCUCAGAGUUCCCUCAAAUUAUGCAACAGGGUUUUGCAUGUCUUCAAGGUGGGAUUUGUCUGUCGAGCAUGGGGCGGCCUGUGUCGUAUGAGCGGGCAGUGGCAUGGAAGGUGAUGAACGAAGAGGAGAAUGCUCAUUGCAUCUGCUUCAUGUUCGUGAAUUGGUCCUUUGUCUGAGAAGCAGCUGUCAUAUAAUAUCUAUAUAUAUAGACUUAUUUGAGUAUGGGCUUGUCUUAUGUUUUUUGCUGUACGGAACCUUAAGCAGUAGAACAUGUCUGGUUGUUUUGGAUACCUAAAAACUGAGAACCAUCAACCGUAUGUUAUCGACCAAACUGACUUCAAUCUAAGGUGUAUUAAGCUUUAUUUACUACCGAA
Punica granatum (pomegranate) is the source of this 3596-nucleotide messenger RNA. Lineage: Eukaryota; Viridiplantae; Streptophyta; Magnoliopsida; Myrtales; Lythraceae. The record is from RefSeq and is a predicted model, not a curated record.